AUGUCUACUCCCAACACCUUCCGCGAAUACCGUCUUCCUGAGGUUGGUAUCCACAACCUAACGCUGAGAGAGGCAGCGACUUCCCCUAUCAACGCAUCGGAGGUCCUCGUGAAGGUCCAUUCCGUAUCGCUGCAAUCUCACUCAGCUCGUCAGUAUCGUGACCUCCUCGUUUCGAGGGGUCAGUAUCCCCUCGGACAGAAAGACAAUGUUAUUCCCUGUUCCGACAUGGCCGGUGAAAUCGUCGCUGUGGGUAACGACGUCAAGGGCUGGAAGAUCGGCGACCGUGUUUGCUCCAACUUCGCUGUGGAUCACAUCUUCGGCGACGUGACUGACGAGAUUAAACUCACUGGUCUUGGCGGCCCUAUUGACGGCGUCCUGACAGAGUAUAAGACGUUUCCAGCACAUUCGCUCGUGCUUAUCCCCGAACAUUUGUCAUACGAGGAAGCGUCAACCUUGCCCUGCGCAGCCCUCACUGCGUACAAUGCGCUAUCGGGUCCGAUCCCUCUCAAGGGCGGUGACUAUCUUUUAGUUCAGGGCACGGGCGGCGUCUCGAUCUUCGGCCUGCAGCUCGCCAUCGCAUCAGGCGCGAGCGUCAUCGUGACGUCUUCGUCAGAUGAGAAGUUGAAGAUUGCGAAGAAGCUCGGCGCGAAGCACCUGAUCAACUACAAGAAGACGCCAGACUGGGAGAAGGAAGUCUUGAAGAUUACGAAUGGCAGAGGCGUCGACCAUGUCAUCGAAGUCGGUGGCGCAGCUACUAUUCAAAAGUCCAUCGCAUCUGUGCGAUAUGGGGGCUCAGUUCACGUUGUAGGACACAUUGCACCUGACGGGUCGGUAGAUCUCGUCCAUCUGCCGAUUGCACUUCUUAUUAGAACUGCCAACCUUCGCGGCAUCUUGAUUGGCUCGCGGACACAGUUCGAAGACAUGAACAGGCUUAUCACCGCAAAUGGCAUUAAACCCCUCGUCGACAAAGUUUUCAAGUUCGAGGAGGCGCGUGAAGCGUAUAAAUACCUUGAGAGCCAGAAGCACGUGGGGAAGGUUGUCAUCAAAGUCUCGAAGGAAUGA
Molecule: messenger RNA, 1062 nt
Organism: Postia placenta MAD-698-R-SB12
Lineage: Eukaryota; Fungi; Basidiomycota; Agaricomycetes; Polyporales; Adustoporiaceae
Exons: 8
Coding region: 1-1062 (353 amino acids)
Molecular function (GO): oxidoreductase activity
Source: RefSeq, a predicted model, not a curated record